ACUAAAACCCAUCAAGCAAUAUGGCGGAAGAAAGUUUGGACCUUGGGAAUGACACCAAAAACUCUAAAUUUGCCCUAUUCAUCUUCUAUGUAGACAUAAUACAUUAUAAAGCUACAGACUAGAUGGCGACUGGAGAGACCAGCCAUGUAAUAGCCAUUGAAUCUGAAGAGGUCAAGAACAGUGUUUCAGUAUCUGUGCCUGUGGUCGGCUUGAGGGUACAGCUGCAGCAAAGCAAUGGUGCAAGAAGUAAAACAAUGACCGUUGAAGGCACUGAUGUAGGUACAGAUGGUACUACAACCAAACAACCGGAUAACAACAACAGGCAACUAAACCACACUCCAACAAAAAGCGACGAUAGUCCCGCGACUUCAAUUCCACCUGCCAUAGCAACAUCGUGUCAUAAUGAUCACUUGUACUCAGAUUUUGAUAUUCCAAGCCUUAGAUCAAAUGGAAAUCAGAGUUUAGAUUCUGGAAAUGAAAAAAUAAAAGCAAUCUGCAAUGGGGAAGUAGAUUCCAUGGCCGAGGAAGCCAUGGGGAACAGCAAUGGAACUGGAUGUACUAUCGGAAGUUCAGAUGAUAUUAAAACACUGAACGGAUUUGUCAUUGGAAAUGGGGGAAUGGAGGAUCAGGGGUCAAAGGGCUGCCAAGCAGUUAGGCCGAAAACUAUCUCCUGGAGUCGAUUGGUCAAACAGAGAAAGGACAAAAAAGAGAGAAACAAAAAACAAAACAAUAUCCGAGACCAAAGUCGAGGGGAGGCAUAUUUAUACCCAGAAAUGUAUUCUAGUUCCGAGGAAGAUCUGGAUGAUAUUGUUCCAGUGCCAGCAGAAGACUCAAAAACAAGUACCAAAUCACAGGCACCGAAGUCAUCCAGUGGGGGAACUAACUGGAAUUUACAUUUAGUCUGCGAAACAACAGACUCGGCACAGGAAUGGACCAGGCCAUUCUCGUCUAAGAGCAGUUCAAGAUGCAACAAAGAUGGCAUCGCCAAACCUGAGUGCAUCGUCAAUGGAACUGUGCCGAGUAGUGAAAGUACAGACAGCAACGAGUCGAAGACCUCAUCCACAGGAAGUGGGCAGUGCCCUCCCUUUGAUCCUGUAUUGAUGGUAAAGAGUGAUUGUAUCCUAGCCCCACUUGCGGUGCCAGAGGACAGUGGAGGAUCUUCCCUGUCAAGUGGGUCGGACUCUAAUUUUAACCCUGAUGAUUUUCUCUGUGAUAAUCUUGACUAUUGUUCAUGUGGUAAUGCUAUGUGUAGAUAUUCCCAGUCCCAAACUAGUCACGGUCAAUUCGCUUCACAAGUUGUAGAGAUGAACAACAUCUCGUGUGAAGAAAAUAUGCCAAAACCUGAAUCCGAAAUGAGAUCACCUUUUAUGCCGUUCUUACCAAAUGCACAAAUUCAACAGCUUCCACGCCCUGCUAGCAAUGACAGUUUAGACGAGAUCGGUGACUACAUUGACACCGAUUUUCCAUCUCAAGCCAGUCGACUACUGUUCGCCUGUAGUUCCACAAGUUCCUCCUCUACCUCGUCUGAUGAGGAUGAGGGGUAUGGGGUAAAUGCAGAACCUCGUAUUCCUGAUUUUUCAGAGCGAGAGGAAGAUAGAAAUGAAUUGCCUGUCCCCAAAGAUGAGCCUUUACCAUUUCACGAAGGAAAAGCGAAUGGACACAGGGAAGAUGAAAGUGAAAGUAGAGUUCUGUUUUUAGAUGAUUCUCCAAGUGAUUUAAAGCUCUGUGAUAGAUUGUCCAAUCAUGUCUGUUCAAAAGACAGUGAUCACGACUGUAAGACCAAGCCAUUGUCCAGGUUGGACAGUUGUACAGGUAAAAGUGAGAGUGGAAGUGAGGUUGGAGGUCAAAUAGAGUCCGACUCAUCCGUUGUGUACUCGCCGGAGACCGACUUUCUAGAAUUUGUGGACUCUGAUCUUCCGGGAUCUGCAGGACUUCACCAGUCCUUUUCCUUUGUCAGAGAUGCCGAGAUUCUAACCCCAUUUUUGUCUGAUGGACGUUGCUAUCCCAACAACUGUGAUAGUGUUCAUCAGGCGUCUCUGGCUAACAGCUGUGAGGAAAUGCUGGCAGAGGGGGCAGCUUCCCUCACUAAUAAUCUCAACUACGAUAGAUGCUGCACUGAUUUUGACGACUUCGACAACAAUAUGGAGAGGUAUGAUCCACAUCUUCACGUUGAUAAUGAAAAUUUUCACACCUACUGUAACCCAGAUUUAUGCAAACAGGAUAAGGUACCCGGUGCAAACUUUCAGAAUUCCGCCAGCAAUCGUCGGGAAAAGGUUUUCUACAAAGCCGCCAUGGACAGGGAAAACAGGUUAUCGUCGGGAUCCUCGGACGAGGAGGAAAAUGUCUCCCAGAGUUUCAUGAGAGAUGUGGCUUCCAACUUGGAGGGGCAGGAGAACCAUGCACCCCAGAACAGCAACACGGAAUGUAUGUACAUGGGGGACCUGGAGAAUCUCACGCACGCCCUACAGAAUGCUGUCAUAAUGCAGCUACCACCCAAACUGGAGGAAUCCUCAGGGGAGAGUUCUGACGAGCCAAUCUACGAGGAGAUCAAUGAGUGCCUGGAGCCCCUGUUGAUGGGGGAUAACAGUCUACAUGUGGUCAAGGAAGAAGUCAUGAAUAAAUCGGCUGACAAUGUGGCCAGGGUUCUGCCUAAGUGUGAACAGCGCCGUCGGCGAGGUAACAAACCUCACUGUCACAUAGAAAAGGUGAUGAUCUGGAACGAAUACGAGGCGUACGUCCUACAAGUCAAACAGAUUGGCACCUCGGCAUGUGGUCCCACGGCAGUACUCAACGUCAUGAAAGCGUUUGAUUGUCAAGUAGACAAGGAGGAAAUCUGUAAGACCAUCCUGGCCAACUUAAGGAUGGAGGGAGCACCCAUACCAUACUACCUCUUCUCUAGAUCUGCCGCAGGCACAACAGCUGAGAAUCUACUGGAAGGAGUGGAAAAGUUAACGAAGGGAGUCAUCCGUGGCCGCUUCUUCAGUUUCUACCCGCCACGCAAAGUGGAGCUCCUCAAGUGGCUUGGCUACUGGUUGAAGAAAGGCGCGGUUCCCAUCGCCACUCUGAACCUGCAGCGCGGGGUGAAGCCAGGAUGGACAAUUCCGGACGCCUGGCAUCACCAGAUGGUGUACGGAGUCAGCUCAAAAGGGGUAUAUCUGACCAACCCACUGGAGAUUGUUCCUGCAGAGACAAUUAUGGACCAGUUGACCAGCGACUCAGUUCUGUUGGUCAGAAGACAAGAUGUGGUCAACAGGUUUAGGGACUGGGCUCCACUCAACGAUUUCCUCAAGCAGAGAGACACACGCUGGCAAACAUGGAACGUGCUUGGUCAGGUAGUGAAUGUACUACGUGAGGCAUGUACAGCGCUGUCACACCAGAUCCCGCGACAUCGCGCCCAGCUAACCUCCCACAUCACCAUCCCCGCGGCCUACAAGGCAGGCAUCACGCUGUUCGUACGUCAAAACUCUGAGGUUGCUGAGGAGCUCCUCAGCGCACAGGAACUGGAAUUGAGGGACGGGUCAGAAAUGGAGACAGAAAACUUGAACGGAAUGAGCAAGUGUGGCGUGGAAUCCGAAUUGGACAUUACUUGUGCCAGUGCUAGUUCAUCCUAGUACCACCAUGUACUUCAUAACGUACAAAUAACUGGUAGUUUCCAGUUAAAAUUUAUCUUUCUAAGAUUUGCUAAACAUUACUGCUUAUAUUAUGGUACCAAAAUCUGAAUUACACAGUCGAAACCCCGGUUGAUUGGAUACUUAAUUAUUACUAUGCCGUUUUUAAAAGGACCUUUUAAUAUGAAUUCACCUCUUUUUCUAUAUUCCAACUUCAUCUGUUUUUAAACUAAUAAUCUUACCAGGAUACUUUUAAUGCUAAUGUACGAUCGUGAAGGGAUGUAUUGGCUAUGUGUGUAUUUAUGUAUGACUUCAGUGUGUGCGUGUCAGGAGAGGAAGAUGUUCUGGCUCUUAAGUAUAUGUUCAGUUGCGUAUCAAUUGUGUCUGUCUUGUUCGGAAGACGUUCAGUCCUUUUAGGUAUACGUUCUGGAGAGUAUGGGUGUUUGUGUUCAGAGAGAAAGUUGUUUCAGCCCUUAGGUACGUUUUCAGCCAAGUGCUGAGUGUUUGCAUCGGGAGAGAAGGGUGUUCUGGUCCUAAGGUAUGUGUUCAGCCGAGUCCUGAAUUUGUGUGGGCAGGAAGACAAGAAAAUAUUACAGCUCCCAGGCAUGUGUUCAGCUGAAUCCGGAGUUUAUUACGUCCGAGUCCACGCGUUUGUCAGAUACUGUAGAAAUGCAUUACAACUUCAUUGAAUUAGUGCAUUUUUAUUUUUUUAUUUUUUAUUCAUUGAUGUGGGGACACAUGCCACAUUUACAUAUAAUUUACAUUGUUCCCACUCUUGCCUCAUAAUGAACAAAUCUAUAUAUCUAUCUUAUUGCAAGCUCUAAGAGGCCACUUAUUUUCGUGGGUUUUUUAAUUUCGCUGAAAUUGUGGGUACCUAAUCUUCCUCCACGAAUUCAUAGGUCCACAAAGUAAUUACAAGUUUGAUGUAAAGCCGAUCUCCCAUUGGAGUGGGUACUCGUAAUCCACAAGUUCAUGUACCCACAAAAUGGUGGUAUGUCGGGGAAAUCACAAAAUUAGGGCCCCACAAAAAUAUCUGAUUUCACAGUCCUUACCGCUGUCUUCUUAUGAUAUGAGAAAUUUUUCAGUGAAUGAACUUGGUUGUUCCAUGUAUGCAAGUAUAAGCUGUUCAACAAUUACCCAUAUAUUAUAAUGAGAAAGCAAACAUGUGCAAAAAUAGUAGUGCUUAUAUUGUGCUGAUCAUUGAAAAUUAUAUUCAUUUUAAUUUCCUUGAUGGUACAAGGUAAGAACGAUAUUAUAUUAAUGAUUAUGAAGAAAUAAAAUAGUGACAAGCUUCAAACAUAUUGUCAUGUUAAUGCUUAUCUUUAAAAGUUGUAAUUAAAGAAGCAUUCACGCCGAUAUUUAAUUUAAAAUAAAGGACAAUAAGUGUUCUCGUGGAACACGACUGGAUUACCUCCCUUUAGGUUAUUCAAAAUGCCAGAUGUAUGUUGUGCUUGUAAGAAUUCAACAAUAUAUCAAACAAAAUAUCGUACGUAUUUUAAUUUUCUAUCAAUCUCUUUCUUACAAAAGCCAGAAAUUAAACAUCUACUUUCAUAUAAUUUGCCAGAUGAAAUGUGUUAUGUGUAGAAUAACUAUCGCUGCUGCUGGGAAAUUGAAGAUACAAAACCAUCUGGUCUUGUAAAAGUCUUGACUCCGAUGUUCGUCAAUGAUUGAAAAAACGGUUUUCAAUAGUUGAACAUAGAAUUGGACGUGGAUGGCAUCACAAUGAAUGGUCAAGCUGGGCUCACAUUAGAAAAAAUUCUGCGUCGCCAAUUGGUUUUGUUCUGAACAUUGUGCGACGCCAAGUUGAACUUUUUGUCACAAAUAAUUUUAAAAAGUGUUGCCAUUUGACGAUUGUUAAUGCGAGCCCUAGUCCAGUAUGGUGUGUUGCCUCAUUUUACUAAUUGUAAGUUGAUUGAAUGUUACUGUGUACAAUAAGUUCAUCUACAAUUACCGACACAAAAUAUAAAGUGAUAGCAUUUUACAAGGGGAGGUAAUCUGGUACUGUCCUUUUAUAACUUUUAUUUUUUUUAUUUUUUUUUAAAGUUUAUUUGUGCAGUGUUGUAUAAGCAGUUGUAGGAUUGUAUGUUCUGUCACUUAACUAAAAUUACUCGCCUUCAUAUUGAAAAAGCAGAUUCAAUUUACCACAAAUCAAUUCCGCCAUGUAACAUUUAGAAUUUUAUAUUCAUCAGGUGUACCAACAUGUAUGCCAAGCUUUGUCAUUAUAAAUAUACUGAUAUUUCAGAGGAUGAAAGUUGAAAUAUGGCAUUUUUUUUGUGACAUACAUUAUAAAAAUAAUCAGUAUUUAGUCUCCAUUAUUUGAUAGUGACACCUAUAAAUAUUGAAGUGAGAAUUUCCCUUUGUCUUUUACCGGUGAUUGUUAACUAACUACAUGUAAAAAAUAAAAAA
Molecule: messenger RNA, 6014 nt
Organism: Mizuhopecten yessoensis (Yesso scallop)
Lineage: Eukaryota; Metazoa; Mollusca; Bivalvia; Pectinida; Pectinidae
Exons: 9
Coding region: 123-3611 (1162 amino acids)
Source: RefSeq, a predicted model, not a curated record